This is a messenger RNA of Rubroshorea leprosula, 2005 nucleotides long. The record is from the annotation of a GenBank genome assembly. NCBI's taxonomy places the organism in Eukaryota, Viridiplantae, Streptophyta, Magnoliopsida, Malvales, Dipterocarpaceae.
AACCCCACACAUCAAAGCUCCAUGAAAAUUUGUGGUCACGGAGGGAGCAAGGGGGAUGGACCAAACCAGAAGUUGACAAAAACCAAAACUUCCAAUCUCUCUCAUUCAUUGUAUUUUGUCUCAGAUUUUUCUGCUUAUUAUAUCCCCUCAUUUGUCAUUCUACAGUCUUCUCCAUAGACAAAGCUUCCACCUUUAUCCCUACCACCAAUCUUAGUCCUUCCCAUCAUCAUCAUUAUCACCAAAAACCCCCCCAACAACGAAAUUUCGUUUUGUGUAACAAGACAGUGCAGUGACUGAAUACAAUUGGCUUUUUCUUUUCUUUGUGAUGGGGUAUUUUGUGCAGAUUGAGAAUUUUUUUGGAUUGAUUGGGGGAUGAUGAGAGCGGGAGAGAAUUAUGCGAACCCUUUGUGACGCCUGUGAGAGUGCUGCUGCUGUUGUGUUCUGUGCCGCCGAUGAGGCUGCUCUUUGCCGUGCCUGCGAUGAGAAGGUACACUUGUGCAAUAAGCUCGCUAGCCGACAUGUCCGGGUUGGUCUGGCAAAUCCCAGUGAUGUUCCACGCUGUGACAUAUGUGAAAAUGCACCUGCUUUCUUUUACUGCGAUAUAGAUGGAAGUUCCCUUUGUUUGCAAUGUGAUAUGAUUGUUCAUGUUGGAGGUAAAAGAACUCAUGGGAGAUAUCUUUUAUUAAGGCAGAGAGUGGAGUUUCCAGGAGAUAAAGCUGGUAAUGCUGAGGACCCACCUUCACAGCCUGUAGACACAGAGGAGAUUAGAGGAGGACAAAAUCAGUCAGCAAAACUCAUGGCAGGAGAAAACCAGCAAAAUCACAGGGUCUCUCCUGUUCGAGCUGUAGAAGCUAAUGCUGAUGGGCAUGCAAAAAUGGAAACAAAAAUGAUUGAUUUGAACAUGAAGCCUCACCGAGUGCAUGGUCAAGCUUCAAACAAUCAGCUGUUGAAUGCAAAAGCUUGUUCUUUUAAACUGACUUGUUACGCUUAUUUUGGUACAAGGCUGAAAUAACAUUGUUAUUAGGAGACCCCAGGGUUGAAUUUUCUUCCAGAAGGGGUUGAUUCAUUUCUGCUGCAGUAAAAAUAAAUAAAUAAAUAAACCUACACAAUUUAGGUUGUGCAAGUAUUUUCAAUAGUAUUGCCAUUGUGAAAAUUUUUUGAAAUACUCAGACUUGAGUUGUAGUUUAGGUAUUAAUAAUUGCUUUAGUAAUUAUAUUCUUCUGUCUUUUCUCUUUUGUUAUCUAGUAAUUUGCUUAUGCAUUAUGAAGUAGAGGAUUUGGAACUUCUUAAAGUCAGAAUGUGAAAUGGAAAACUCUGUUCCUAAGUGUAUUGAAUCAUCCAGUUUCUGUCAGAUGUGCAGAUUCACUCUAUUAUGAGUAUAAAACUUUGUACCUUGUUUGUUGCUUUAGUAUCCAAACUUGACAUGAUUUCUAAUGGUGCAUGUUUGAAGGAAUAAUAAUUUGCUGUUCUUGGCGGCAGCACUGAUGAUUCAGAAGCAUUCCUGGUGUGCUAAAUUUCACUUGAAAGCCAGAAACUUUGUGGGGCCUCUUCUAUACGGUGCAUAAGACUGUAAACUAUUUUCUCCUCCCAUUCUCUUGUCUAAUGAACACAAUAAAUGUAGCUUAGUUGUUUUGAAUAGUUGUCAGGUAGCUUUUAUAGCUUAUACUGCAAAGACAAAGGAUGUAAUCCACUGCAAAGAUUGCUUGGUAAUCUGUCAUUGUUUUGUUUUUUUUUUUUUUUUUUUUUUUUUUGAGUGAUGUUGAAAUGGCAUUGUAGAAUUGGCAAUUGUGAUUUCGUGAAGGACUCAGGAUUUGGAAAGAACGCACGUGAAUGAGAUUAAUGCUUAAAUCUGUCUCUUCAUUCCCACUGAUCUAUGUUUAGUUUCCGGCUUCUAAUAUACCCUCUGGAAGGCAUUCUUCUAAUUGCCACUAGACAGUGGGAGAUUUGUUUGAGAUGCUGCGAGGCUUUCUUUGUUGCACUCUAAACUUGGGUACCCGCAACUUGA